Molecule: messenger RNA, 2868 nt
Organism: Aethina tumida (small hive beetle)
Lineage: Eukaryota; Metazoa; Arthropoda; Insecta; Coleoptera; Nitidulidae
Exons: 15
Coding region: 114-2681 (855 amino acids)
Biological process (GO): proteolysis
Molecular function (GO): serine-type endopeptidase activity
Source: RefSeq, a predicted model, not a curated record
CAUCUCGAGUGACCUUAACAAGAGAUCGUCGUUGUGUGGUGGAAAUUCCGGUGUUAUCGUUCAAUGCGAAUAUGAUGGUGUCUUAAAAAUUUAGUUUGAAACAAAUCGAAUAAAUGGAUUCGUACGGGAUUUAUAGUUUUUUGAUUUUACAAUGUAUAAUUUUAAUGACUUUCAUCAAUGGGGCCGAAAUAAAUUCAACAAAUAAAACAUCUUGCGUUUUGCCUGAGUACCAUAAACAUGGAAAAUGGUCGAUAUUAAGCGGUGCUGGAAAGCCCGGUGAUCGGAUUGGUGAAGGAAGCAUUUUAGUAAAUGAAUGUGAUAAUGGAUAUACGCAAAUAGAGGAAACAUCCUACUGUUAUUCUGGAAGAUGGACUGAAUCAUUUGAAUGCCAAAGAUUGUGUCCUCCCGUUCACUCAACAGUGUCUACAGUGGUAAAAUGUACCUACAAAGGAGGGUUCCGCGAAUGUGACAGGGCUCCAGAUGGUUCCGCCUUAUCAGUUAGUUGCUCUGCAUUUUAUCAAAAUUCUUUGAACAACGUAAGUUCAUAUUUUUGUGUAGAUGGUACCUGGGAUUAUGAGAUAAUACGAUGUAGUCCGAUAUGUGGAGUGAAGAAACCAUCAUCAUUUGAAGGUAGUGGCAAAUAUGCGUGGCAGGCUGCUAUAUAUAUAAAAAAAAACGAAACAUAUAAGGAUUUUAUAUGUGCAGGGACACUGAUAAGCUCAAACGUCAUUUUAACUGCUGCACAUUGUAUUACAAGUUUUGAUGAUAAUACGGCGGAGAAUGUAGAAAAAUAUGAAGUUGCCGUAGGAAAUUAUUACAGAGAAUAUAGACAUACAAGAGAUGUAUUUGCUCAAGUUUCAAAGAUUAAGAAGUUUAUAGUUCAUGAAUCUUUUAAAGGAAUUGUACAAAAUUAUCUGAGCGAUUUGGCAAUGAUUGUAGUAGAAACUCCAUUUACUUUAUCGGAGUUUAUACGUCCUAUAUGCCUUGAUUUUAGAGACUCUCUAAAAUUAACACCCGGUAAACGAGGAAUACUUGUAGGUUGGGGUUACAGAGGUAUUGCAAAUGAUUAUUUAUCUACAACACAAAAAGUUGUGCAUAUAGUAUACGAAGAUUUCACUGUAUGUGCAUCUCUUUUACCAAAUGAUUUUAAACAAUUUUUAACUUCUGACAAAAUUUGUGGAAGAAAUUAUAAUUCUAGUGUCAAUGUUUGUAAGGGUGACAGUGGAGCGGGUUUAUUUUUUGAAAAUAAUGGUGUAUAUUACCUAAAGGGUAUUGCAAGUGUUCAAAGGCAAUCGAUCGGAGUCCCAUGUGAACCCAAUCAAUUUACUUUGUACACAAAUCUUUUUAAGUAUGAAACAUUCAUCAUUGAAAAUUUAAACAAAUACAGUGAAGAGCCAUUACCAACACCAGAAACUCUUCCUCGAAUCAGUCUCCCAACAUCAACUUCUGCUCCGGAUAAGAACUCGUGCGUCAAGCCGCAGUCAAUCCAAAAUGGCAAUUGGAAACUUAAAUAUCAAGUAGACUUGAAAAACAAAAACUACUAUCCUCCAGGCACGAUAAUAAUCGGCAGCUGUGAUGAUAAUUACGCAUUGGAAAACGAAUCGAAUUUGUCGUUUUGCGACGAAGGAACCUGGACUCAAGUUUUUUCAUGCAAAAUUAAGUGUCCUAUAUUGGAAGACAAAGAGUAUACUACUCUAACUUGCACAUACAAUGAUCAGUUCAGAUCAUGCAAUCAAGCGAUUGCUGAUACAUAUCUGGAAGUCACAUGUGCUCCUUUUUAUGAAGUGAGGAACGACGACAGAUAUCGAAUUUGCAAGUCGAAUGGCAGAUGGAAUGAUGACAUUCCGCAAUGCGUCCCAGCCUGUGGUAUAAAAAAUGGGCAAACAUCUAUUCUAGCUGUUGGAAGCACGAAAGCAAACAUUACGGACUUCCCUUGGCAAGUUGCCAUAUUUAAAAAAAUGAAAGGUGAAUUUAGCCCAUGGUGUGGAGGAUCUAUUUUAACAAUAUCGAUUGUUUUAACUGCUGCCCACUGCAUGGUUGAGGACAAAAAUGAUGGUACAGUCGAAAUAAAUAAAGAUAUCUACGAAGUAGCAGUUGGAAAAUAUUAUAGAGAUUAUAAACAUCCUGAUGAAGAAAAUGUACAAUACUCAAAGAUUAAGAGAAUUAUUACAUCUGAGCAAUACCGAGGUUAUUUCGGCAAUUACGUGGGUGAUAUUGCUUUGCUAGUGGUAGAAAAGAAAUUAAUACUAAGCCGAACAGUGCAGCCAAUUUGCUUGGACAUAUCUGGCUUUUAUCAAUUACGACCAAAUCAACCUGGAAUUGUUUCCGGUUGGGGUUUCACAAAACAUGGAGGUGAUCCACCAAAUGAGCUUCGUCAAAUAGAAAUGCCUUUUGUGGAAGAAUCAUUGUGUCGUAAUCGAUUACCGCCUGAUUACUCGCAAAGAUACUUCUCGUACGAUAAAAUAUGCGCAGGAUAUAUUAAUAGCAGCAAAGCGGUAUGUGAGGGAGACAGUGGAGGAGCGUUGAUUUAUAGACAAUCAAAUGGACGAUAUUAUGUUAGAGGAAUUGUCAGCAUUUCGCCACGAUUACAAGGAAGCUGUGAUAUUGAUCAAUAUUCGUUAUUCACAGAUGUUCUGAAAUUUAAAAUGUUAAUUUCUAGAACAAUUUUAAGAUACUCAUGACAAAUAGAUUGAUGUUUUCUAUGAAAAUGAAUUUACAUUUCUUUUUAAUAAAAUAUGCAUCCUAAAUGAAUUAAUGAACUUUGUAAUAACGAUACUUAUAGCAAAAAUUAUAGUUGAUUUUAAGCUUAAGCAAGCAUAAGAUUUCAGAAACGAUUAGUUAUUGAUAUUAUUAAAUAAAACAAGUAAA